Messenger RNA from Cucumis sativus (cucumber), 1735 nucleotides. RefSeq lists its product as uncharacterized. The transcript has 6 exons. Lineage: Eukaryota; Viridiplantae; Streptophyta; Magnoliopsida; Cucurbitales; Cucurbitaceae. The record is from RefSeq and is a predicted model, not a curated record. Bases 116 to 1504 code for a protein of 462 amino acids.
CCAUAUAUUUUCAAAAUUUCCCUCUCAAAACUAUGAUUUUGAAUAUUCUUCAUUUCAAUUUCCAAUAAUUCCCCACCACAUUUUGCAAUUCCUUUUUUUCUCAUUUGCUUCCGCCAUGGACGACGAUCACCAUAACCAAGAAAACUUUUUUCAAUCCUUCCCUAAUCUCGUCUCUUUCGCAUCCCCUCUUCAUACACCUUCCCACCGCCGUCUUUCCAGUAACUUCACUCAACCCAGACCCCCGAUCCCCGCUCCUAGACGCCUCUCUUGGGUUUCUCUUCAGGGGAGGCUCGUUAACGCCCAACAAGCUAGCUCGGUCCCAUCUAUUGGAGGCGGCUUUGGCCCUGACGAAGCCAUUGCUUGGCAGUUGUUCAGCCCCAUUGAACGGUUUCUUAUAGUUGCCGUCAUUGGCGUUGCUGUUUCUGAGUCCAAGAGCAACCAUCAGAUCGGCCAGCUUAAACGAGCUGUUGAACUUAGGGAUCAAGUGCUUCUAAGUAUGCAACAGAAGCUUGAUGAUCUAUGUAAUCAAGUCAAUCCUGUUAAGGAUCAAUCUGGAACUGAAAAUGACAUGGCUUUGAAAAAGAAUGCUGACUUGGAAGAUUCUGGGGCCUUUGGGAAUGAUAAGAUUAAGUUCGAUGAUUGUGGGUGUUGGCUUUGUGAUGAGCAUCUGGAUUUACUCAGUCGUUUGGAGCAGGGUAACGCCGCUACAAAACACUCUUGCGGGGCAGAAAUGUUGCAAUACAAAAUGCCACUAAUUAACCAAGCAGAGCAAGAGGAGCGAAGAAUGUCUGAUUUGUCUGAUUGGGCUUCCAGUGUCACUUCUGUUGCUGAUAUACAGAUGAAUACCUUAUCCAUUGAACAAGAUAUGUUAUUUCUGAAGAAAGAUUGCGAGGAGAAAGACGCAAGCAUCAAGGAAUUAACUAAUUUACUCCAUUCGUCUGAGGUUUAUGGUUCACAGAGAAUUUCAGAGUUGGAAGACAUCAUUCGUCGGAAGAACAUGAUUAUUACAAAGCUGAAAAAGGACAUGGUUGUUCUUGAACAGAAGGUUAUUCAACUGACGAGGCUUCGAAGGCCCUCUUCGUGCACAUCGAACUCGGAAAUGCAGCCGAUCCCUUACAUGACAGAUAACCUUCUUUACGACAUGGAAAGUAGUACGAGUCCUUCAUCUUCAGACUCAGACUGCUCCCAUUCAGAAAGCUCACAACCUCCCCCCACAAGAAAGCAGGAUAAUAUCGUCCAUCAUAUUCAAAAGAAAGAGCCUUGUUUGACAAGAACAUCCCUGAAAUCAGGUACUAAAAAGAGACCUCCAACUUCAGAUUCUCGCUCAAAGCCUCAAAUGGCAACCCCUCUUAAAGAAAUUACAUCGUCAACGCCAUCGUCCAGGCAAAGAGGAGGGGGAGAGGUAGUAGUAGUCCGUGGCAAUGGGAAUGUGGAUUCGACAAAUAUGAGAAGACGCUUACAAACUGUGGGUAAGGACACACCUCAACGAAAGAGACAUAUUUAGUAAAACAGAUAAAGAUUUGGAAAACUAUGAUUAGUUAGAACGAACAUAAUUGAGAAGAUGGGUUUAAGGUUAGGUGGGAAAAUGAUUUUGGUGGAAGAUAGUUGAUGUAUUUAUGCAUUCACACAUUGAAAUCUAUGAAUUUGAAGAAUAUGAUGCACAAAACUGUGAGACAUGAUGGCAUGUAAUGUCAAUGUUAGUUAAUACAAUUAAAAUGUGUAUUAUUUAAGAACA